UAGUUUGAUAAAGAUCCUGCUUGGAAUGAACUAAAACCACGUAAUUACGUAGUACAGUACUGCGUAAACCCGAGUGUCCCUGUUCGGUUGACUGGGAAGCCCCUAGUGCGGAGCUGCCAACGCCCGACGUAAAGACACAAAUAUCAGCUACGGUGUUGAAUGAAUAGUGAACCCUGUACAAGAGCGAUAUGCAGACCAUUAAGUGUGUCGUAGUUGGGGAUGGUGCGGUGGGUAAAACCUGCCUGCUCAUCUCUUACACCACAAACAAGUUUCCCUCUGAAUAUGUACCUACAGUGUUCGAUAAUUAUGCCGUAACUGUAAUGAUUGGAGGCGAGCCCUAUACUCUGGGAUUGUUUGAUACUGCAGGUCAGGAAGACUACGACAGGUUACGACCUCUGAGUUAUCCCCAGACAGAUGUCUUCCUUGUGUGUUUCUCCGUUGUGUCCCCCUCGUCAUUUGAAAAUGUUAAAGAAAAGUGGGUUCCGGAAAUCACCCACCAUUGUCCAAAGACCCCUUUCCUGUUAGUUGGCACCCAGAUCGACUUGCGAGAUGACCCCUCCACAAUAGAGAAGCUGGCGAAGAACAAGCAGAAACCUAUUACUCCAGAGACGGCGGAGAAGCUGGCAAGAGACCUCAAGGCUGUGAAAUACGUGGAGUGCUCAGCCCUUACACAGCGAGGGCUGAAGAAUGUAUUUGAUGAAGCUAUCCUUGCUGCCCUCGAGCCACCAGAGAUGCAAAGCCAAAGGAAAUGCUGUAUUUUUUAAAUAAGUGUGUUGCUGAUGCUGCUCAUUGUUACAUAUCUUUUUUUUUUUUUACAUGAACAAAGCUUUAACAUUUUUUUGUCAUAGUAUUUAACAAAUAGUGGUAACAUGAUGCCAAUAUCACAUUGUUUCAUUUAGUAAGCAAAAUCAGCCUGUAUUGAGAAUGGUCUCAUUUGUUAUGAUUUUUAUGUUAAUUAUAAUACAAUUUUGAAUACAGUUUGAUUCAGUUUUUUUCUGCAAAGAGAUACUGAAUCCCUGGUACCGGUUUCCAGGAAGGGCACCUUCAGGGAGUAUUACAUUGUCCUAUACAGUACCUGAGGAAGGCAGAAACAAUGACAUUUUAAUAUAUAUCACAUGUUAUUUACUUUUAAGGAUAACAAUGACACAUAUGCAGUCCUGCAUUAUGUUGAUUUUGCAAGUGAUGUAUUUUAAGGAAGAGGUCAUAAAAUUAUGUUAUCAUUUUGUUAUGUUUUGUUCAAGCACAUGGUGGAGAAAAAAAAGGAAAAGUAGUUCAGUAUAGGUGGUAUUCAUACAUAGACAUUAAUAAAUUGUUGACCUCGGCUCUUAAUUGUUGAAAAUAUGAGGCGCAUGCAAAUUAUUCCAAUAUAAAGAAUAUUAUAAAAAUGAAUAAAGCAUAUGUGAGCUACAUUUUCUCCGGCGGCUCCCAUCUUUUUUCCAAUGCUACUUGACUACUACUUGACAUGAUGAAGCCAUACACGAUCUCUGGUUGGAUUGCAAUUGCCUGUAGUUGACAGUGAACAUAUCAAAGCAGUAUCACAAUUGUAUCGGUAGAUAUCCAAAUUCAGGUAUCAGGAUCGGAUUGGAGGUGGGAAAAACUGUGGAUCACUAUGUCUCUAGUUGACUGGUCCGGACUGCAGCACUGUGCAGUGAAACCACAAUGGAGGAUUGUUGUCGCCAAAGUCAAUUUUUGAUUGGUUGCUCACAUGAAACAUGACACACGACACAGGACAUAUGCACUAUUUUUUUUCUUUCUUCUGUCAAACCUUGAUUUUGUCUGUGCACUUGACUCCCUAUUCACGUCAAAAUGUAUUCAAGGAAGAACGCUUACAGUUGUCCCUCGCCUAUUAGCGGUUUAAAUUUUAUGGCUUCACUCCAUAAUUUAGAAUGAAGCCUAUAUUUUAUUUACAUGAACCAAUCAUUUAAAUUAAAUUAACAAAUGACUAAAUAAAAAAAAAUGGCAAAAAUAACUCAUACAAAUAUAUAAGGCAUUCAGAAGACUCUGAAUGAUAUGUAGUAUUCAACACUGGUCACAAAGUACCAGUCAUGUUACUGCAAUGUAACACCAAGUGCUUGAUUGUGGCAAUGACAGGCUUUCAUUGCAGGUUUUAAUUAUCUCACAACAGGCUCAAUAAUCCCUAAUAAAAACACAGGCCAUUGUUGGUGACCGUAACCCACGCCAAGCUAAAACUCAACUCUGAAUCCCCAACAUCACUUCCUGUCCACCCACCACUCUGCCCCCCAAACAAGCAAUCAACUGUAUUUGGCAAAAUUAGUCUCAAGGUGACUAUAGGGGUGCUAGUUUGUUUUUAGAGGGCUCUAAUGUUAAAAACUAUGUUUAGAAGGCCAUAACAGGUUUUCUGUGGUCUGGCUACAAAGAUAUUAAAACAUAUACUGAGGGGAAAUUGACUUAUCACAUUCGGGUCCGGAACCAAUUAACCGCCAUACACGAGGGAUUACUGUAGCACUCUGGAUCAAUAAGUCAGAAUUGAUCCUACUCUUUUUUUUUUUUUGUUUUGUUUUUUUUUUUGUAUGUUUUGUUUUCUUUGUUUGUUCUGUAAUGUGUUGUCACUUCUGGUUUCACUGACGCUUUCUAUUUUUUUCUGAUCAGCUGCACACCCAUCCAAAAAUACCAUGCUAUUUUCACCCUGACUUAAUUUACUUUUGUUUGACCUCCGCAUGUUUGCACUUCCCCCUUAUUUAGCCUGUGUGUU
Messenger RNA from Doryrhamphus excisus (bluestripe pipefish), 2713 nucleotides. RefSeq names its product cell division cycle 42 (gene cdc42). The record is from RefSeq and is a predicted model, not a curated record. Gene Ontology annotation, molecular function: GTP binding; GTPase activity. NCBI's taxonomy places the organism in Eukaryota, Metazoa, Chordata, Actinopteri, Syngnathiformes, Syngnathidae. Gene Ontology annotation, biological process: small GTPase-mediated signal transduction.